AACUCCCAAUGUCCAAGGAGGAAGCACUCUGAAGCCAAAGCGCACGAGCCUCGCGCCGCAACAGCAGCAGCUGGUGCAGCCGAGCAAGCGACUUUGUUCCAGCGGGGAGAAAAGCACCCGAGAAAAAGUCUAAACACACCGGACCAAACGUACUGAUGCCGGGAUUCGGUUCCAGCGGCUCUUGCGUGAACUUGUCAGACUUCUCGUAGCCCGCAUUUUUUUUACUGAAAAAAUAGGGCUUUUUUUCUUUAAAGUUAACCCGUAACGGAGUUGUCUCAUUCAGGAUGUCGGACUGAGACAAAGGGGUCUGGGGGCAUUCCCGUCGGAGCGCAGGUACAAGUCGACUCUGGAAAUCUCCUCUGGAUGGGAAAAGAUGGAAAGGGAGUUGCAAUGGUGGAAAGGACAGCUGGCUGCAGACAUCCAUCAAUCCCUCCGCAUCAAGGAGUUGAAGUUACCAGUCUACCGAGCCCAUUCGCCACAGAUUGGCAUGCGCCGCUACUUUGCGGACCUGUUGGCCAUCCUGAGUAAUCGCUACCAGCUAUGUCCCACAGCACGCCACCUGGCCGUCUACCUGCUGGACUUGUUCAUGGAUCACUACGAUGUGGCUGUCAAGCAGCUCUAUGUCAUCGCCCUCUCCUGUCUGCUCUUAGCAAGUAAAUUCGAAGAGAAAGAGGACCGGGUCCCCAAACUGGAGCAACUGAACUCACUGGGCUUUAUGCGUAAUUUCAACCUGGUUCUCAACAAGAGAGAUCUGAUCAAAAUGGAGAUUCUUCUGCUGGAGACCUUUGGCUGGAAUCUGUGUAUGCCCACACCGGCCCACUUCAUCGACUACUACCUCAACGCCUCGGUACAGGAGGGCGACCUCUACAACGGCUGGCCUCUGUCGUCCCUCUCCAAGACCAAGGCUUUCAUGGACAAAUACACUCACUACUUUCUGGAAGUGUCACUCCAAGAUCACACUUUCCUAAGUUUCCGACCGUCCCAAGUUGCCGCCGCGUGUGUGGCGGCGUCGCGUAUUUGCCUACAGAUCUCCCCAAGCUGGACUACCGCCCUGCAUCUACUGACCGGCUACACCUGGGACCAUCUGACUCAGUGCAUUGAACUCAUGUUGAUUGCUCAUGACAACGACGUCAAAGAGGCCAACAAAACAAAAUCCACCCCUCCGCACCGAGCGUCCUCUCUGCAGUCUCAGACCCAGAUCUCUCACCUCUCCCCGGCGUCGGCCAUUCAAAGGCCAGCCUCUUCGUCCUCAACUUCCUCCACGCCACAGCUGCUCUUCCAGCCGGACUGCUUCCCACACCUUACCCAACAUUCCCCUUCCCUGUCCCAACUGCAAGUGUUAGCCGACUCCCAGGCUUUGGGGCCUGUUGUGAACGUGUCUCAGGAUUUUCUUCAGAGCCACCGGAUGGGUCUCCUAAGCGGGGCUUCUUGCAUGACAACCGGAGGUGGCUUCCCCUCCUACCCAAGUCUGACCUCCGGCCUUCAGCCGGGGGCUCGUGCGCUGCCGCUCCAGGGCCCCAUAUCCGUUCAAAUGGCCCUCACCGGAGAAGCGCGCCACUGUUUGAGCAUGGCCUACACGGGGGGCUACCUAGGCGCCCAUCACACAUUCGCAGCCGGCUGCUUCGACAGGUGACGCCAGGAGACGGAGAGAGAAAGGCCGCGGGAGCGCACCGCAGCGCUCCCAUCCCUGCUUCCUCUUGCGGAUCUGGCCUCUCUCUCCGUCGGCACGGCGACACCUUCAGCAUGUCCGGCCCCCCCGCCCCUCUCACAAAGACGCCUCAAACGCAAGCAGAGGUCCAAAGGAAAGAGAGACCCCGUGGAAGUCAUCACUCUGACAUGACUCUCGGAAGCGUUGCGGAAUGAUAACGGAUAUCACUGUGAACGACGACCACCUCAUUCAAGCGCCUCUUCUUCGUGGAAGUGCACAAAAACACAACAAAAACUGUGAAAAGGAUACGUUGCUGCUUUGUUAUAUUUUUUUAUACUAAUUCUACCAAAAUAACCACAUGCAAAAAAAAAAAAAAAACAUGGACGCCGUAUAUCGCACCACUGUGUGCCGUAAAUGUCAACAAACACUGAUUUAAACACGUGUCGUCUGCAUCGAGCCGGGGCGGCCCCUCUGGGAUUCCCUCACUGCAUUAAUCCUCGGAAAGGGGCGGAAGAAUUCCUUUUUUUUUUUUUUUUUUUUUUUUAGUGCACAGCAGGUGAAUUUGACAGCUUGGUCUUCCAAAGCCGAGCUCCGUAACACGCGAGGAGAACCGGGUUUUAGCGUGCUGUGACUGCACCGGCACGGGGAACGAGACACGGAAGUGGUCUCGUAGAAAUGAAAUGCUGCUGCCUUCUUAACGAACUGCUGGUUCUGCGUCUGUGGUGCUGAUGUUUACAUGAACCACUUAAGUAUCAGGGACUUGAACAAAAAAAUUACUUGAAUAUUACAUUGGAACAUGCCAUAGCUUUUUUUUUUUAUUUAUAAUUUCUUUUUUUUCUUUUAUUUGAUAUAGUGUUAUCUUUUUAUACCGACCUAAUAACGCCAUUGAAGAAUAGUUAUUGUACUGCUUUCACACAGGCUCAGGUUCAAGGCUUCAAACUAGCAGCCUUGCCUUUUUUUACUGUGCUAUUUUUGCUUUAAUCCUUCUGGUCCAAAAAGUGCCGUAUGUUCAUUGCCGGGUCGUGUUCCGUUGUGUCCGUCAGUGUUUUUCGAGACGUGUUGCAUCUGUAUAGCGGCCGCCGCACAAACAUCUGCAUCCAGUCGUGUGUAAUUACUUUCCACGUUCCUAAAGCUCCCAAUUUUCCACUUCCUGUUAAGGUUUAAACACAUCCAGAUUCCCUGUGCCAAUUUUAGGGCCUGCCUGCUGGUUACCAUGGUAAUACCUCAAAUGUGGCCCCCUCGCCGUAUGUCAUGUUUUUGCCUAAUUGUGUCUUUCUGUGUGAAAUGUUUAAGAUUUGGCAUGAUGGUGGCCGAGCGCAGACCUCACAGCUAAGAGACCAGGGUUCAAUUCCACCUUUGGCCAUCUCUGUGUGGAGUUUGCAUGUUCUCCCCGUGCAUGCGUGGGUUUUCUCCGGGUACUCCGGUUUCCUCCCACAUUCCAAAAACAUGCUAGGUUAAUUGGCGACUCCAAAUUGUCCAUCGGUAUGAAUGUGAGUGUGAAUGGUUGUUUGUCUAUAUGUGCCCUGUGAUUGGCUGGCCACCAGUCCAGGGUGUACCCAGCCUCUCGCCCGAAGACAGCUGGGAUAGGCUCCAGCACCAGAAAAUGAAUGAAUGAAUGAGUUCUCCUCCUAUUUUGUGUGGAAGUGGUAACUUUUUGGCUUUUUAUUUUGUCUUUCCCCACCCUCGGCCAUCUCUGUGUGGAGUUUGCAUGUUCUCCCCGUGCAUGCGUGGGUUUUCUCCGGGUACUCCGGUUUCCUCCCACAUUCCAAAAACAUGCUAGGUUAAUUAGCGACUCCAAAUUGUCCAUAGGUAUGAAUGUGAGUGUGAAUGGUUGUUGGUCUAUAUGUGCCCUGUGAUUGGCUGGCCACCAGUCCAGGGUGUACCCCGCCUCUCGCCCGAAGAUGGCUGGGAUAGGCUCCAGCACCCCUGGGACACUCGUGAGGAUAAGUGGUAGAAAAUGAAUGAAUGAGUUCUUCUCCUAUUUUGUGUGGAAGUGGUAACUUUUUGCUUCUUAUUUUGUCUUUCCCCACCCUCGGCCAUCUCUGUGUGGAGAUGUGGAGCGGUAGAAAAUGAAUGAAUGAAUGAAUGAUGGUGGCUAUUUCUCACUUGAAUCCCAACCCUAAUAUACACGACAUCACCAAAUCCAGUCUGACCCCCCCCCCUGUUUUCACUCACCUUUGUUGAUUUCAGUGAGCUUUUAAUUUGAGUUUUUCCUCCUUGGCUCAUGUCUCAACUUCUCACUGAGGGGUCAAAGGUGCAAUAUCUGUCUGUAUUUUUGACGCUUGUGUGAUUGGACUUGCAUUCCACGUCCUCUAGAGGGCAGCAGGCACUGUAUAAACACAAUGACUAUGUUGCAUAUUGCAGCCGCCGCCUAGCCUAGCCUCGGGAUGCUGCCGCAAGCAUUUCUCUUUAGCUUAGCCCGUUGCUGUGCAUUUGGGUGCACUCUGUGACUGCUGCUGACGUGACUCAACACCAAACGACACUGACACCACGUACUUUCAAUUUUACAUUUUUUUGUUUUCUAGCAACUACUAGCUUUGCUUUACGUCGCACUGAAUGGUAAAAGGAUGUAUAUUUUUAUCAUUGCCAUGGAAGAAUAAACACAUGUAAACUGAAGUCAGGGAUGUACUUUGUGGUAGUUGUUUGGAUCACAGCAAUGUUUUGUUACAAAGAAGCUCAUUGCACUAUUGAAGUGGGACAAUUUGUAUGUAAUAUAUAUACGUGUAUAUAUAUAUAUGAUUUUUCUGGGGGAAGAACUUUAUGGAAGGAGUAGGUUUGCCAGCUGUUUACAGUUUAUCCAGUGCCUAAUCGAUACCUUUGGAGCGGUACCAUCUUGUACUUUAAAUGUGUGCUCAUAGAAAAUGUAGUUUCAUACAUUGCCAAAGAAAUGCUGCUCUUUUGUAGAGUUAAAAGACAAACGUUUGACAUAUGGUAUAAAUUGCCAGAGGAAAAAAAAACACAUGACGAUUCCACAACUUCCACAGUAUGAAAGGAAAUAUUGCAUUAUUAUAAUAUGAGCUUAGAGGUUGCCCCGGAAAACUAUUUUAA
This is a messenger RNA of Doryrhamphus excisus (bluestripe pipefish), 4696 nucleotides long. RefSeq names its product cyclin J-like (gene ccnjl). NCBI's taxonomy places the organism in Eukaryota, Metazoa, Chordata, Actinopteri, Syngnathiformes, Syngnathidae. The record is from RefSeq and is a predicted model, not a curated record.